Molecule: messenger RNA, 7031 nt
Organism: Drosophila pseudoobscura
Lineage: Eukaryota; Metazoa; Arthropoda; Insecta; Diptera; Drosophilidae
Gene: fwd
Product: phosphatidylinositol 4-kinase beta fwd
Exons: 12
Coding region: 1481-6886 (1801 amino acids)
Biological process (GO): phosphatidylinositol phosphate biosynthetic process; phosphatidylinositol-mediated signaling
Cellular component (GO): membrane; cytoplasm
Molecular function (GO): 1-phosphatidylinositol 4-kinase activity
Source: RefSeq, a predicted model, not a curated record
GAAUGUCAAAACUUCCACUUUUUUUGAACCGAGCGGUUGCUGCGCGUGUCGUUUUGAAGUAAAUAACACUAAAUUAAUAUAUAGAGAGCAGUUUUGAACCUUUUUUUUUUGCUCCGGCUGUACGUUCGGGCGUUUUUAGCCAAUACAAGAAAAUAAACAAAUUUAUGAUAUGUUCCGUGCCUGUGUAUUUUCCAGCGGGAAAAUUUUAUAAACUCGUGGUCGGUGGUGUUUUUUUUUUUACCAACAUUAAAUAAUGUUCAUGGAAAUGGGAAAAUAAAAAUAUGAAUUGUGGAUUGUUGUGUCUCUUGUGCUUGCUAGUGCCCGCAGAAAUUAAUGUGGUAUACACAUAAAACAAACAAGAUUAUUGAAGUAAUCGCGACUACUUGUAUUCCCUUGUAUACACACUGUUUUGGGCGCGUCUCUUUUUUUUUUGUUCCUUCGUCCGUGUGUGUUCGCUUGUGUCUUGUUCGUUCAAGUAGCUGCUUAUGUGUUUAUGUUCUAAAAAGCAACAAAGAUGUGUUGAAUUAAGCAAUAUGUGGAUCAAAUAUUGAAACAAGUGUCGCCAAAUUGUGAUUUUCUCGUUGAGUUUUCGCUGUCGUUGUCGCUUGCACAUACAAACCCAUACACCCACAAAACACACACACACACACUCGUGCAGCAAUACCGAAACGAGAUUUUGCAAGUCGCGUCCGUGUAGUUGUGCCGUGGCUGUAGUUGUAGUUGUAGCCGUAGCUGUGGUUGCUUGUGCAACUACAACAUUCAAUUGUUUACUGCUGGGCAUAGCUGGCUUCGCAGAAACCAAACCGAAAAGAGUAGAGUGCAGGCAAAAGCAACAAAAUCCGUGGGCAACAACAAAGGUGUCACAGUGGCGCCUUCUCACUUCCACCUGCCUCUGCCUCUGCCUCAGCCUCAGCAUCUAUAUCCGUCACUGUGACCGUGCGUGAAGCAUAAUAGGAGGAAUUUGUGCUCUUCUCUCCUCUCCACACCGCUCCGUUGUUUGUGAUUUCCAAUGUGAAAAGCUACAAGUGAAAGUGGCAAACCCUGCUUAUCUGCGCCAAUUGAUACCAGAUCGCCAAACCUGCGAUUGGCCCAAAGUGGAUUACACCCUCACCGACCAACACCCAUCUGCAUAAUCAACUUUGGACUGAACCAUAAUAAGCCAAAAACCUUAGGAAGUGCUGAUAGGAUGGCCACACGAACGUGUUCCAUUGAGCAUUCGACUGACUGAUCAUUCGACACCCCCCCACACCCCCUCCUCGGCAGGGCACAAGGACGAUGCGCCACAGCAUAGCCGCUCAAUCGAGAACGCAUCCCCGUGCAAUGGAAAACGAAAGCAAUUCGAGGGUUGUGCCCCAAGGAGCCGCCAACUAGACGGGAAACUCGGAAGGAAGCCAAGUGGGAGCCCACACCCACACCCACACUCCCCACACUCUCACACACACUCUCCCCCCCUCGCACCGCUCCAGGAACAGCCAUCAAAAUGAACUCCGUCAUAUCUGCAUUUAAGGGCAAGAAGAACAGUGCGGCAGGCGGCAACGCGCCGGCUGCAACGAACGGCGUCGGGGCGCCUCCGGGCGACGCCAAACAGAGCCACAACGGCGGCCUGGUGGGCGUCAGCAUCAGCAUAGCCAGUGUCGGCGGAGGAGUGGCCAAGAAGAAAGCGGUGGCCCAGAGCAGCGGCUACCAGUACCUGCGGCACAUCCGCGAGAUUGAGACUGCCAACAAGCUGCUCUCCCCCGCGGUGGGCGUGGGAGUGGCGGAGGACGCCUCCGGCGCCGACGUGGUGGACCACUGCCUGCCCGCCACCGUGCGCCUGUCCAGCGCCGAGUCCUUCUCCGACUUCAAUAUGAACGGAAAGGAUGUCGCCCCCGCCAGCGCCCCCGCGCCCGGAGACAAUGCAAACCUCGAGUCUAGCGACUCCUGGGUGGCGCCCCACCCCCCAGCCGCGGGGACGACGGACGACGAGGACAUCUCGGAGCACUCGGCGGCCGCCUGCAACAGCACCAGCAGCUCCAGCGAGCACAGCAACAGCACCGUCGUGCACAGUCCAACGGUGGCGGAGGGCACCAGUAGCAGCACCAGUAGCAGCGCAAGCACCAGCACCAGCACCUCGGCGAGCCACCCCAGUCCCAGCCUGAGUCUGAACAGCGCCUCGUCCGCCAACUGCGGGAUCAGCAGCCCCCCGCGCAGCCUCAGUCACUCCUCGAUGGCCAUCGGCUGCGAGCCGCACUCGACGUCCACGACCACGCUCUCCUCGCUGGGGUCCCAGUCCCACUCCCACUCCCAGUCGCAGUCCCAGUCGAAUGUCUGCAGCGAGAACGGAUCCUCGCAGACGCCGCCGUUCACCUCGCCGGUGGCGUCGCCGCGCCACGCCCAGGACAUCCGCGACGGUGGUGCUGCGACGGCGGUGGGGAAUGGAAACUAUAUACCCGCCUUCUUAAUGGCCGCCCCGGUCACAUUGCCCCUCAGCGGCGGCCACAUGUCCACCUCGGCCGUGCCGGCUGUCAGCUCGGCGGCCAGCACGCCCAAGCACACGCGCUACCCGAAGCCGCGCCUCAGCCUGAGCCGCGGGUUCAACCACUCGAUGCCCUCGGUCCACGGACGACCCAAUCUCAGCGUGGCCCUGGGCGACGGGCUCGGCGGCGGACUGGCCGCCAGCGCCGGCAGCGGCGCCAACGGGCCCCCCAAACGCAUCUCCACACACCAAAGAAACUUGAGCUUGGAUUUCAGAUCCAUGGGCAUACGGCUGCCGCCCGUCUCUCAGGUGACCAAUACACGCAUCAAUCACACCCAGCAUCAUCGGAAUCGCAGCCUCGACAGUGCCCUGCAACGCAUACCAGAGGUCGAAGUGUCAUCCCCCAAUGCCGAUACCGAGAACACAUUCUGCUCUCCCUCGUCCAUACUAGGGACGAAUAUGUGCUCGAAGAUUGCCACCACAGCGGCAAGUGUGACGGCAGCCCUCUCCCCGCCAACGACACCCACGGCAGCCAUCACCAUCACGUCCGUGGCGUCUCUGGCACCGACAACCCUAACGCCGAAGGUGCAACAUCAGGUACAGCAGAGCCAGAAGCAUCAGCCAUCGAUCUGUUUGCAUGCCCCCUGCAGGGGAGGAGUGCCCAGUGCCGUGGUGGAGGCCUGUCCGACGUUGCGCGUGAGGCCCAAGUCCAGCGAGUCGGUGGCGGAGUCUGUGGGGCCGGAGCUGGUCGGCGCCAUUGGCAGUGGCAACAGCAGCAACAACAGCUGCAGCAGCGCCGGCAGCAGCAAGAAACGAGAGGAUCUCACCAGCCUAGGAUCAGACGACUCUGGCAUCAUCUGUGGCUCGGAGUCAGACCAACUGUCCUUGAAUCGCAUUUGUCACUCCCAUGAAUCGCUGGAUUCGGGCGAAAUGGACGCGGAAGCAGACGCUGACGCAGACGCCGAGGAGGAGUGCAUAGAUAUGAUGGAGACGACAUCCAUAGACGAGGAGUACAACAUAAUGCAGUCGGAUCAUCGCUGCUUCUAUCCGCCCCACGCAGUCGCCAACGAGCUGGACUGUCGCACUCUGCGUCCGUCGCGCAAGCAGAGGCGCCAGCAGCAGCUCGCCCUGGAGCAAGCCAAGCAGAUGUCAGAGCAUCAGGAGCGUGGCGUGGACGUUGGCGUCGACGACCGGACCCGGUAUCGCGUCAUGAACAUGUCCCGGGCGGCCAUCAACAUUGAGCUGGGAACGGCGCCCAAUGAAAUCGAGCCAGUGGACGACGACGACCUAAAUAUGGACCCAGAUCGGGAUGUUACGAAUGCGGAUGCAUCGACACUGACGUCAACUACCGCCACGCCUCUGCCACCGCCCCUGCCCACGCUCGCGGCCACGGCCACGUCCACAUCGAGCGCUACGGCAACAACGCCGGCCACGCCAUCGGCGACACCCACACCUACAGCCACCCCCACACCCACUGAGAGCACCAAGAACGACCAGGUGCUGUUCAAGAACUUCUUCGGAGCCACCAAGAACGCCAUCUUCCGCACGGCCCAGAGCAUCAUAGAGAACCACGAGAAGAAGAACGCGGCCAAGCAGAAGGUGGGCGAACAGCAGCCGGACCACACGGCGCCGACGGCCCUGCUGAAUGCCUCGAGUGGGGGCGCCACAGCCCCGCACGAGCAGGUUAAGUCCCCGACGGACAUUUCCAAAAAGAAGGAGUUCUUCAGCCUGCUCACGUCCAACUCCAGCAAGAAGGCAGCAGCCGCUGCUGCGGCGGCUGCGGCCAGCUCAGCGGCCAGUACGCCGGUCGCCACGCCCACGGAAUCGUCCGUUGCAGCAGGAGACUCCAAGUUGCACCUCCCGUCGGACACAUCGACCGACACGAAGGUGAAGGAGCGAACGCUCAACCUGCGGCUACCUGGAGCAGAAGCUGACGGCGCCACCGAAGGCGCGCUGGCCAAGAGCUCCUCCAUCAACUCGCUGCACAAGCUGAAGGUGCCCGUGCCCGGCGUGGUCAAGUACUUCAUAAGCGAGCGAGCCCCCACCACGGACGUGCUGAUGAAGCCCGAGAAGGGCCAGAGCGGACUGCUGCGCUUCUUCGAGUCGCCGGUCUUCAACAUACACUUCGCCGUGCACUAUCUCUUCUACUCGAAGGAGCCGGGCGUGCUCAGCUUCAUUGGCAACAAGAUCUUCAGCUUCCCGGACCAGGAGGUCGACCUGUACAUCCCGCAGCUGAUCGUCAUGUACAUACAAAUGGACGAGCUGGCCGAGGUCCUGGACCCCUAUCUGACCAUUCGGUGCCGCAAGUCCGUGGACUUCUCGCUCAAGUGCGUGUGGCUGCUGGAGGCCUACAACUACCAGGUGGACUCGCUGAGCAACCCGCACAGCGGCACCCGCAAGUCCAAGCUGGCGCUCAUGAAGGAAAUUUUCUCGAAAAGGGAGCAGAAACAGGCGCUCAACGAGCUGAAGGCGGCCAACACAAGCGCGGUCGGCGGUGGCGGCGGUGGCGGUGGCGGCGCUGAGGCGAGAUCGAUUGUGGCCUUCGCCAAGAAAACGCACUACCGCUCGCAGUCGGAUGCCACAGUGCUGCUCACCGACUCACGAUCCCCACACACCCUCAGUAUGUCGCACCGCAUCUAUCAGCAGCUGCCGUUCACCACCCAAACGCUGCCCACGGCGCCCACCAAACUGUGCCUCGGGGACCUUACCUCUGGGCAUGCCUUCGACAACGGCUGCACCUGCUUCGAGACGGUGCGGGGCCAGGUGAACGGCCUCCUGGGCCAGAGAACGCUCUGCAGCUGCGGCGCCCCAAAGACCGCGCCGCAGAAGGAGUUCAUGAAGGCGCUGAUGAACGUGGGCAAGAACCUCACCUCACUGCCCUCGAAGGCGGAGAAGACCUCGGCGUUGCGCAUGUUCCUCAAUUUAAUCAACAAAAACCUGCCCGCCAGAGUGUGGCUGCCGCUCUACUCGGACAUUCCGCACCAUGUCGUUCGCAUCACGGAGGAGAAGACGGCCGUGCUCAACUCGAAGGACAAGACCCCGUACAUCAUCUACGUGGAGGUGGUCGAGGUGCCCGACAUCUACACCUCCCCCUUGAUACCCAAAAUGAUGCCCUCGCUGCGCCACACCAAGAGCGAGGAGCACUUGGAGGGCUCCUGCCUGAACUCGCACCAGCACCUGAGCUGCAGCCGCACCUCCAGCUGCAGCAGCAGCCACCAGAGCUCAAGCUGCCGCCGAAAAAAGACCGCCGAUGCAGACGGCGGGGGCUGCGGCGACGGCGGCUCGCACAACUGCUGCGGCAACCCGCUCUCGCUGGGCGGCCUGCAGGUCCAUGAGGACGAUGUGUGGUCGCAGGAGGACGACGAGAUUACGGCCCAGUACCUAAACAUGCGCAAGAUGAGCGAGCGGGAUGCUGUUUCGCAGAUGUCGCUGGACUCGUGCGAUUCAAGGGACCAAGGACCACCCAUUGUCUUCAACAUCGGCGACGUGCGCUCGCGGCACUGCAACAAUUUGAGCUGCGAGAACACGAAAUCGUUCAGCAACGACCCAGAAGAUCCCUCGGCAGCGGCCCUAAAGGAACCCUGGCACGAGAAGGAGAAGCUCAUUCGCGAGUCUUCGCCCUACGGGCACCUAUCCAACUGGCGACUGCUCUCGGCCAUUGUCAAAUGUGGCGACGACUUGCGGCAGGAGCUCAUGGCCACACAGCUGUUGCAGAUGUUUAAAAUAAUUUGGCAGGAGGAGCAAGUGGACCUGUGGGUGCGUCCGUACAAGAUAGUCUGUCUGUCGAACGACAGCGGGCUCAUUGAACCCAUCCUGAACACCGUCUCCCUGCAUCAAAUCAAAAAGAACUCAAACAAGUCGCUGAGGGACUACUUCAUCGACGAGUACGGCACACCGACGGGCGAAAGCUUUUGCCGGGCACAGAAGAACUUCGUUCAGAGCUGUGCUGCUUACUGUCUGAUAUCCUACUUGCUGCAAGUCAAGGACAGGCAUAAUGGCAACAUACUCUUCCAUUCGGACGGACACAUAAUACACAUCGACUUUGGCUUCAUUCUGAGUAUAUCUCCAAAGAACUUGGGCUUCGAACAGUCCCCAUUCAAGCUAACGCCUGAAUUCGUUGAGGUCAUGGGCGGCACCGGCUCGGAACAUUGGCGCGAAUUCAAUCGACUCUUGCUCGUGGGCAUGAUGUCCGCCAGAAAGCACAUGGAUCGCAUCAUAAACUUUGUGGAAAUCAUGCGCAGCAAUGCCCAUUUGCCGUGCUUCAAGAAUGGAUGCUCCGGCACCGUACAGAAUCUCCGCAAACGCUUUCAUAUGAAUUUAACCGAGCCAGAAAUGGAACGCAAGGUUGAACAGCUUGUCCAGGAUUCGCUGAAGAGUCUGUCGACCAAACUCUACGAUGGUUAUCAGUACUACACGAAUGGCAUAUUGUGAGAACGGUUUUUUAUGAAGAUCUAAACAGAUUUCAUAAGCAAUAGACUAUAAAUGCCGAGCUGAUACCCAAAACUAUGGACUGACUUUUUGUAAAGAGAAUAUUGUAUAAAACAUACAUCAGCGACAAACAAAAACAAAACAAAAA